AUAAUCUGACUUCCGCCGGAACACGAUGCAAAAUGAGCAAGAGCAUUAUUUUACGUAAACAUCAAUUAAUUUAGAUACCACAUUUCUAUGUAAGACAUUUCGAAUAAUGCGUAUAAUACCAUGGCUAACCUGCUAAUAAAUGGACGUUAAAUGAUAAUGCUUAUACAGAUGUAUACUAGUGAUACAUCUGUCAUGUUGUUCCGAUUCUGACGAAAUUUCGAGGUGGAAGGAUUUGCGUCAUCAACUAUUAGGAGAAAUAAUACAUUAUGGGCGAUAUAAACGACUUUUUUCGUGCUCUGUUUGGAUUUGGCAGAAGAAAACCAUCAGAAGGGCUUGAUAAACCAGGGGAAGGAGCAUUUAUCUUUAUUGAUGACAAUGAAGAUGAAGUACCCUGGGGUGAUGGACGUUCAGGACAUUUCUUCGGUGGCAACAUAUUCUCACAAUUUCAACGAGAUAUGGAACAGAUGCAGCAAGAAAUGGCUGACAUGUUUCAAGGUUUUGAAAUAGGAUUUCCUUCAGAACAUCCAAGAAAUCCACAACUUUCACCUAACCCACGAGAUGAUAUGCUGAAAAAGCCUGACUCCACUCCUGAAGACAGUAGUCUGGAUAAAGAGAAACCUGACCUUGGACAAAGAAGAAUGGGUCCUGGCUUUCAUCAACCACACCCAUUUUUUGGAGGAUUUUUCCCACCACCAGGGUUACCACAUACAUCAGAGAGGAAUGAUAAUGAGCUGGGUCCUAAUACCUCAGGGACUGGUUUCCAUGGAGGUCUGAGGGUGCCACAUAUGGCUUCCUUUUCCAGCGGUAGAAGUGUUUCUGUAAGCACGUCAAUUGGACCCAAUGGGCAAGUUGAAGAGCGGAGAACUGUAAGGGAUUCAGAAGGAGGUGAGGAGGUAACCAUAACAAGGAAGCAGGGCAGCCAGGCACAUUCUGUUACCACGAAGACGGACAAAAACGGUGUACAGGAGAAAAUAGAAAACUUUACCAACAUGAGUGAAAAUGAUUUAUCAGACUUCAACAACAAAUGGAGUAAUAAAAAUGAAGAGAGUAAUUAUUCAGCACCAUUACAACCUGACGCUCUAUUGAAGAGCCAGCCACCAUCAGAUAAUAGUGAUAAAGAUACUGUGUUGACUUCCAGGUUAAAACGUAUGUUUGAAUGGCUUAAACCUAAAGUGGAAUAACAGGACAUAUUCUAUUGAUUCUACAGACUCAGAAAGUUGUGCAGAAAAUAGACACACAGUGCACUUUUUCUGUACAUUAAAUCCUAGCAACUGACUUCAACCUUGCCAGCUUAGGGGUGUGAAUUUGUUUGUGUUAAAGUUAGCAUUGCCUGUGAUUAAUUUAUUACCUGUAUAAGGAUCCAUAUAAAAUAAAACUGGUUUUGUGUUGGUUAAACAAUAAACUUACAAAUAUAUAGAUAUAGGUAUUUUUGAUUGGGUUUUAAUCUGUAGCAUAUUUGUCAGUAGUGCCAAAAUUACAACAAAAAUUCAACAACUUUGACUGUUAUGUAAAAGUGCCUGGAGAAGUGGAGCAUCAGUUGUAGUAAUAUUGAUUAAUUUAUGUCUGGUGAUAUUCAAAGUAGAAUGUGUUUGAAGUCAAACUGAAAAAAAUAGUACUUCUGACUAAAAUGAACGGGCAUGGUAUUAUACACAUACCGGAUUUUGUCUUUAUUUUGAAUCCCUGGUUCAAAUGUGUAUAGGAUGUACAUUUCAUUACAAGGAGGUUUAUUGUAAAAAUUGAUCUGUGAAGAUUGUUAUUUUAAAUGCAUUAAAAAAUGUUGAUGUUAUCAUU
Messenger RNA from Ylistrum balloti, 1791 nucleotides. RefSeq names its product HCLS1-associated protein X-1-like. Gene Ontology annotation, biological process: negative regulation of apoptotic process; regulation of actin filament polymerization. The transcript is spliced from 7 exons. Gene Ontology annotation, cellular component: apical plasma membrane; sarcoplasmic reticulum; clathrin-coated vesicle. The record is from RefSeq and is a predicted model, not a curated record. Bases 267 to 1181 code for a protein of 304 amino acids. NCBI's taxonomy places the organism in Eukaryota, Metazoa, Mollusca, Bivalvia, Pectinida, Pectinidae.